AUGUUUGUUGCCGGUCGAAUAACUAGGCUCAUAAAACGAUAUUGCAGUUUGAUAGGCCGCCGGGAGACCGAAUGUGCGGACUGCCACUUAACUGCAUUAUUACUUAUCUGUCGUCCCCCGCCACCUCCCUCCACCUACAUCUCCCUCAGCCCUCCAGGACGGACGCUGGAGUACUGCGACCAAACGACGCAAUUACUGCACUUCAUAUCUCAAUCACUUAAAUUGUCGAUAAUAAUUGGUCCAAUAGUAGAAGUUGUAAGGAAGAAAUUCAUAAGACAUGAAACUACAAAACUGCUAGAUCACAUAAUGGGUAGCGUUGCUAACAAUGUGUGUGACGCGGGAAGACAGGGUCAGCGUAUGACUCUAUACUCUAGUGCCUUGUACAAGUUUACGACCACGGCUCAGGCUUUACGACACCCCGCUGCUGAGGCCACGGGAAUAUUACAACAUAAUAAAAAUUGA
Molecule: messenger RNA, 462 nt
Organism: Danaus chrysippus (African queen)
Lineage: Eukaryota; Metazoa; Arthropoda; Insecta; Lepidoptera; Nymphalidae
Source: the annotation of a GenBank genome assembly